This is a messenger RNA of Penicillium manginii, 2079 nucleotides long. RefSeq names its product DNA cytosine methyltransferase. Gene Ontology annotation, molecular function: methyltransferase activity. Bases 1 to 2079 code for a protein of 692 amino acids. Gene Ontology annotation, cellular component: nucleus. The record is from RefSeq and is a predicted model, not a curated record. The transcript has 3 exons. NCBI's taxonomy places the organism in Eukaryota, Fungi, Ascomycota, Eurotiomycetes, Eurotiales, Aspergillaceae.
AUGGAGCGUGCAUUCGUGGACCUCACCCUGGAGGAGUUUUGCCACGAUGAGCAGCCUAUUCCCGUUACCUUAACUGCGAGGUCUGCGCAUGCUCAUGGAUUGGACUUUACGGCAAGACAAGAAGCAGCAUUUGCACCCCCCGAUCUCACACCACCUCUCUCGAACCCACGAAAGCGUCCUAGAAUUCCGAACUCGGAGGAUCCUGAGAUAGACAGACCGCAAAAGAGGCGUCACAUACCUGCCUCGGCUCUGGGAUCAGUGAAGCGCGUGCUAUUUCCAUCCGACGAUCCCCCUUCUCGCACUCAAACGACCAUUCGCAGAGAGACAAAGACUAGGGACCAGCCCCCCGAGCGAGAUAUGAAGCCAAGAUACGUGCAACGGGUGAUACCGAAUCGCAGAAAGCCCUCCAGACGGGCUAUUGAUCUUACCAAGGGGCCCGAGCCGGAACAACCUGAGGACACAGUGAUAAGGUCGAGCAACCCACCUCGGUUAAUCGAGAGCAUUCUGAUAAAGGGCCUGAACUUCCAACCGGAGGGUGUGACAUUCGAAGUUGGUUUGGAUCUACAGCUGGAUGAUGAAUCAUUUUUCCGAAUAGAAAAGAUCACACGGCAUGGUCACCGGUAUCUCUUCAAAGGCCGUCGUCUUUUUCGUCCAAAGGCAUUCAACAACAACAAACUUCCGAAUAUCAUCCCACAUGCCAGACAUGAGCUUGUCUGGGUGCCUCAAAGAACGAGUCAAGUGCUGCCUAACAGGGUGGUUGGCAUCACUAAAAUAGUCUUCACUAACGAGCGUAGCUCAUGGGGAAAGGCUCGAGUGAAAACUUGUCGUAUCAAGGUAGUAUACUCAUAUCGCGAGUCAACGCAUGAUCACCCAGUGAAGGCUGCGAACUGGGUGGUUCGCGAUUUGACGUUUGAGGAGUCAGACCCCGGAAAAGGACUGACCAACAGACAGCUACGGGAGAAAUGGAGAGGGUCUACUACUCCGUUCGGUGAAGGAAAGGUCGGUGCUAUAGUUCAAAGCGUGCAGCGUCGACGUGAGGACUCACCCGAGAUCAUUGACCUUGACAACAUUCUCCCAACGCCACCAUCGUCCCCGCCAACCUCAUCCACUUUGAUUGACCUCACAUUAGAAAGUCAGAAUGCAUAUACCUUUGGUGACGGGUUCUGUGGAGCUGGAGGAGCAUCUUGCGGAGCCAGACAGGCAGGGUUGAAAGUGAAGUGGUCUUUUGACAUGAACGAGAACGCGAUGAAAUCUUACGGUCUCAACUUCCCGCGCAAUGAGACCAAGUCUCGCAGAGUGGAGGCGCAUCAGUUUUUCCAGAAGCCGAUGCCAUUUCUCCGAGUCGAUAUCAUGCACUGUUCACCGCCGUGCCAGACCUUCUCCCCUGCCCAUACAGUCAACAACGAGGUAAAUGACGACCGGAACUCCGCAUGUCUGGUAGGUAUGCGGCAGGCAGUUGAAAGAGUCCGGCCUCGGGUUCUGACUAUGGAAGAAACUUUCGGUCUGGAGCAUGAGGCUCAUAGACCCAACUUGAACCGGGUCAUCAUGGAUUUGAUUGAACUGGGAUAUUCGGUGCGGUGGGAAGUCAUCAAGUUGGGCGGGUACGGAGUUCCGCAGUUACGCAAGCGGCUCAUACUUAUUGCUACAGGACCCGGAGAAAAUCUCUUCAAUUUCCCUCGCCCGACCUACGGCGGCCCAGGCCAACCCAGGCUCAGAACGAUCCGUGACGCUAUCUUCGACUUGCCCAUUGACUCGCCAAAUCACGAUGUGGCAACUCGCCUGCGACGGUGGUCGAGAGAGUACCGGAAGACACUGGAUUGGGACGAGCAAGCGAAGACAAUAACCACGGCUGGCGGGCAAGAGAACUAUCAUCCUGAUGGUAGACGGACAUUCACCGACCGAGAAAUUGCGUGCCUUCAGACAUUCCCUCGAGAUUAUCAGUUCUACAAGACAGGGGCCAGAAAGCAGAUCGGCAAUGCGUUUCCUCCAAUGGCUGCUAGGGCAAUCUAUGAGGCAGCUAGGGAGUCGUUGCGGAAGACUGAUCUGCUUGAAAGCGUGGGCAGACAAAUGGGAAUGUGA